ACCCGACAGGCAACAGGUGAUGUCCUUUGCGCUUACUAACGACGCGUUCAAAAAGGUCUUGCUAUAAAGCCGGUCUUCCGCCCUCUGCACUUGGCGAGUGACACUUUUCCAAACCAAUACGCUUACUAUUUUGAAAGUGCUUCUUGGUGUUUGCCAAAUAUUUUGGGUUUAAUGGCUCCUCCGCAUAGCACGAACGAUCCGCGUGAAAAUGACCCGCUACUCGAAGAUGACACACCCAGUACCGCGGUCGCGGUGGACAUUGACGACUCGCCGACCUGCGGAGAAGGGAGCACCAAUAAGCAGAUUGAUGUAAAAGUGGACAAGGAGGUUAAGCUCGAGUUUGGUGGAGCGACUGGCGUUACUUUCAUGAUGAUCUUCUUCCCAACAAUCAUGUACUACUUUUGGCUGUGCCUCGAAUUCAACAAUGGUGCACUGGCACACCCUGACUCAAUUAGUGACACUGGAGCAUGGUUGGGACGAAUGUGGAAGCUCCUGCGCGAUCAUGCUACGCCAAAUCUUUUCGCUGUGUCAACCUACGUUUUGUUCUGCGCUCUACAAGCCUUCCUGGCGUAUACCAUGCCCGGUCCUGUUGUGAAAGGACUGCCAGUUCCUAGCUUAGGAUUCAAGCAGUUGGAGUACCUUUGUAAUGGGGUUGCCAGUUGGUAUGUCACCCUUAUUACAAGCGCGAUUCUUCAUUUGACUGGAAUCUUUCCUUUGUCACGAAUCAUCGAUAACUUUGGUCCCAUCAUGACUGUGUCUAUUAUCGCUGGCUUCGCUGUGACGAUUGGCACAUAUGCGUAUGGCAUCUGGUCAAAGAAUACCCAUCGCAUGUCUGGCUAUUUCAUGUACGAUCUCUUCAUGGGUGCCGUCCUGAACCCCCGGAUUGGAAAGCUUGACCUCAAGAUUUGGGCGGAGAUCCGGAUUCCCUGGGUCAUUCUCUUCUACUUGUCAGUUUCAGCUGCUCUCAAGGAAUACGAGACUACAGGACAUGUCAGGGCAGAACUUUGGUUUAUGGUGCUUGCCCAUGGCCUCUACGUCAACGCUUGCAUGAAGGGGGAAGAGUGUAUCCCAACGACCUGGGAUAUCUUCUAUGAGAAGUGGGGGUUCAUGUUGAUUUUUUGGAACUUGUCUGGUGUCCCGUUCACAUAUUGCUACUCGACCCUGUAUCUCGUCAAGACCGAGACGGGUCGAGCACUUUCUCAUUCUGUUCCAUUCCUGGUUUUCAACUUUGCUCUCCUCUUGAUUGGGUAUUACAUAUGGGACACUGCCAAUUCUCAGAAGAACCGUUUCCGAAUGUCCCAAAGUGGAACGUAUAUCCCCCGUAAUACCUUCCCCCAACUACCAUGGGGCACCUUGCAUAACCCUACCUAUAUUAAAACGGAGCAUGGAAGUUUGCUUCUCACGUCCGGCUGGUGGGGAAUUGCUCGCAAGAUCCACUACACCGCUGACCUGAUGAUGGCGUUGAGCUGGGGACUCAUCUGCGGAACAGGAAGUUUGAUACCAUAUUUCUACCCCGUAUUUUUCUUAAUUGUCUUGGUUCACCGCGUUACUAGAGAUAUGGAAAGGUGUAGUAUAAAGUAUGGAAAGGACUGGGAGACUUACUGUCAAAAGGUGCGGUGGAUUUUCGUGCCGUAUAUAUGGUAAAACGUCAAACCCUUUUGUAAAAAUGUCAAAGAGCCGUAUAAAUACGCAAAUCUUUAUAAUCUCCUGGUUGCUUAUACAUAAUGAAUAUUUUGAAA
Messenger RNA from Spizellomyces punctatus DAOM BR117, 1739 nucleotides. Its product is annotated as delta(24(24(1)))-sterol reductase. The record is from RefSeq and is a predicted model, not a curated record. The transcript has 6 exons. Lineage: Eukaryota; Fungi; Chytridiomycota; Chytridiomycetes; Spizellomycetales; Spizellomycetaceae. Bases 172 to 1644 code for a protein of 490 amino acids. Gene Ontology annotation, biological process: ergosterol biosynthetic process. Gene Ontology annotation, molecular function: Delta24(24-1) sterol reductase activity. Gene Ontology annotation, cellular component: endoplasmic reticulum membrane.